Molecule: messenger RNA, 234 nt
Organism: Caenorhabditis bovis
Lineage: Eukaryota; Metazoa; Nematoda; Chromadorea; Rhabditida; Rhabditidae
Source: the annotation of a GenBank genome assembly
AUGAGCAAACGUCAGAAUCCAGCUGAAUUUUUGAAAAGAAUCAUUGGAAAGCCGGUGGUGGUGAAGCUCAAUUCGGGUGUUGAUUAUCGAGGAAUUCUCGCCUGUCUGGAUGGAUUCAUGAACAUUGCUUUGGAACAGACAGAAGAAUACAACAAUGGACAAUUGCAGAACAAGUACGGAGACGCCUUUAUUCGCGGAAAUAAUGUUCUCUACAUUUCGACAACAAAUAAAUAA